This is a messenger RNA of Ilex paraguariensis (yerba mate), 321 nucleotides long. The record is from the annotation of a GenBank genome assembly. NCBI's taxonomy places the organism in Eukaryota, Viridiplantae, Streptophyta, Magnoliopsida, Aquifoliales, Aquifoliaceae.
AUGGUCUGGGCCUGUGGUAAUGAUGGUCCAGAGGCAGGGCCUACACUAUUAAUGAUUGACUCGGCCUGUCCCCAGACCCAAUUAGUUAAACUUUCUGAAUAUAUUGGGAAGAAAUACGUGAUACUCUUUUUCUAUCCUCUGGAUUUCACAUUUGUCUGUCCCACAGAGAUCACUGCUUUCAGUAACCGGUAUGCAGAUUUUGAGAAGUUAAACACCGAGAUAUUGGGUGGUGUUUCAAUUGACAGUGUGUAUCCAUUGGUUUCAGAUGUGACAAAAUCUAUUUCAAAAUCUUAUGAUGUGCUGAUACCAGCUCAGUUAUGA